Hyaena hyaena (striped hyena) is the source of this 4540-nucleotide messenger RNA. RefSeq names its product dipeptidyl peptidase like 6 (gene DPP6). The transcript is spliced from 26 exons. Gene Ontology annotation, molecular function: dipeptidyl-peptidase activity; serine-type peptidase activity. Gene Ontology annotation, biological process: proteolysis. The coding region runs from base 276 to 2852 and encodes 858 amino acids. The record is from RefSeq and is a predicted model, not a curated record. NCBI's taxonomy places the organism in Eukaryota, Metazoa, Chordata, Mammalia, Carnivora, Hyaenidae.
GGGAGUUGAGAGAAGCGGGAGGGGCCGAGCGGCGAUCGCACCCCCAGACCCCCGGCCCCGCCGCGCCGCCGGGGGAGGGGGCGGAGGAGCCGAGCCAGGCAGUCGCCCGGCGGCGGCUCCAGAGUGGCGCGCGGAGCGGCGGCGCCGGCGCCCCUUUCUUCCGCGGCUUCUUCGCUUUCCCCCCCGGAGGGGGCAGGGCGCGGGGGCCCCGAGACGGGAAGGCGCGGCGCAGACGCCCCCCGGGCCCCCGGCAGCCGGCGGGGGCGCGGGCACCGAUGGCUUCGCUGUACCAGAGGUUCACGGGCAAGAUCAACACCUCGCGCUCCUUCCCGGCGCCCCCGGAGGCCAGCCGCCUCCUGGGCGGCCAGGGGCCGGAGGACGACGGCGCGGGGCCCAGGCCCCUCGGAGCCCCCGCGCCCGCGGCGGCGCCCCGGGAGCGCGGCGGCGGCCGGCCCCGCUUCCAGUACCAGGCGCGGAGCGACGGUGACGACGAGGACGAGCUGGUGGGGAGUAAUCCUCCGCAGAGAAACUGGAAGGGAAUAGCGAUUGCGCUCCUUGUGAUUCUGGUCAUCUGCUCCUUGAUUGUCACCUCGGUCAUACUGCUGACACCAGCUGAAGAUAACAGCCUGUCUCAGAAGAAGAAAGUCACAGUGGAAGAUCUCUUCAGUGAUGACUUCAAAAUUCACGACCCCGAGGCUAAGUGGAUAAGCGAUAAAGAAUUCAUCUACAGAGAACAGAAAGGAAGUGUGAUACUGCGGAAUGUUGAAACAAAUACUUCUACGGUGUUAAUAGAAGGCAAAAAAAUCGAGUCAUUAAGAGCCAUCCGAUAUGAAAUCUCUCCAGAUAAAGAAUAUGCUCUGUUUUCAUACAACGUGGAGCCCAUAUACCAACACUCCUACACUGGAUAUUAUGUCCUGAGCAAAAUUCCUCAUGGGGAUCCUCAAAGUCUGGACCCACCGGAAGUGAGCAAUGCGAAACUUCAGUACGCAGGGUGGGGCCCUAAAGGCCAACAGCUGAUAUUUAUCUUCGAAAACAACAUCUACUACUGCGCGCACGUCGGGAAGCAGGCCAUCCGCGUGGUGUCUACAGGGAAGGAAGGCGUGAUCUACAACGGCCUCAGUGACUGGCUGUACGAAGAGGAGAUUUUGAAGACCCACAUCGCCCACUGGUGGUCCCCGGACGGCACGAGGCUCGCCUACGCCACCAUCAACGACUCCCGCGUGCCCGUCAUGGAGCUCCCGACCUACACGGGCUCCGUCUACCCCACAGUGACACCCUACCACUACCCCAAGGCUGGAUGUGAAAACCCCAGCAUUUCCCUGCACGUCAUUGGCUUAAAUGGACCCACCCACGACCUGGAGAUGAUGCCACCGGAUGACCCACGGAUGAGGGAGUACUACGUCACCAUGGUGAAGUGGGCCACCAGCACCAAGGUCGCGGUGAACUGGCUGAGCCGGGCGCAGAACGUGUCCAUCCUCACCCUCUGCGACGCCACCACUGGCGUCUGCACAAAGAAACACGAGGAUGAAAGUGAAGCCUGGCUGCACAGACAGAACGAGGAACCGGUGUUCUCCAAGGACGGGCGGAAGUUCUUCUUUGUCAGAGCCAUCCCCCAGGGGGGACAAGGGAAAUUCUAUCACAUCACUGUGUCUUCAUCCCAGCCCAACAGCAGCAACGACAACAUCCAGUCCAUCACGUCCGGAGACUGGGACGUCACCAAGAUCCUGGCCUACGACGAGAAGCGGAACAAGAUCUACUUCCUGAGCACAGAGGACCUGCCCCGGAGGCGACAGCUCUACAGCGCCAGCACGGUGGGCAGCUUCAACAGGCAGUGCGUGUCCUGUGACCUGCUGGAGAACUGCACCUACUUCAGCGCAUCCUUCAGCCACAGCGCCGACUUCUUCCUGCUCAAGUGCGAAGGUCCUGGAGUCCCCGCAGUGACCGUGCACAACACGACAGAUAAGAAAAAAAUUUUCGAUCUAGAAACAAACGAACACGUAAAGAAGGCCGUGUAUGACCGACAGAUGCCUAAAGUAGAAUACAGGAAGAUCGAGGUUGACGAUUACAGCUUGCCCGUUCAGAUCCUCAAGCCCGCGACCUUCACCGACACCGCGCACUACCCCUUGCUCCUGGUGGUGGACGGCACCCCCGGGGGCCAGAGCGUGGCCGAGCGGUUCCAGGUGAGCUGGGAGACGGUGAUGGUGAGCAGCCACGGGGCCGUGGUGCUCAAGUGCGACGGCCGCGGCAGCGGCUUCCAGGGGACCAAGCUCCUGCACGAGGUGGGGCGGCGGCUGGGCGCCCUGGAGGAGAAGGACCAGCUGGAGGCCGUGCGGAUGAUGCUGAAGGAACAGUACAUCGACAAGACGCGCGUGGCCGUGUUCGGGAAGGACUACGGCGGGUACCUGAGCACUUACAUCCUCCCAGCGAAGGGUGAAAAUCAGGGGCAGGUUUUCACCUGUGGCUCCGCGCUCUCUCCCAUAACAGACUUCAAGCUCUACGCAUCCGCGUUCUCCGAGAGGUACCUGGGCCUCCACGGACUUGACAACAGGGCGUACGAGAUGACCAAGGUGGCUCACCGAGUGUCCGCCCUGGAGGAGCAGCAGUUUCUGAUCAUUCACGCAACCGCCGACGAAAAAAUCCAUUUCCAGCACACGGCGGAACUCAUUACACAGCUAAUUAAGGGGAAGGCUAAUUACAGCUUACAGAUCUACCCGGACGAAAGCCAUUACUUCCACAGCGCCUCCCUGCACCAGCACCUGUACCGCUCCAUCAUCAACUUCUUCGUGGAGUGCUUCCGGAUUCAGGACAGACUCCCCACGGCCACAGCGAAAGAGGAGGAGGAGGAGGACUGAGCCGGAGCCAGCCCUGAGCACGGCGGGGGGCUCCCCCGGGAACAGCGUGCCGCGGGGGACCCCGCCGGCCCCUCCCGCGGGGCCAGGGCCAGGCCAAGAAGUGUGACUUUCCAUAGCAUGUGUGUCUUGCGUCCGAAGGCGGUUUUGCCUCAGAAACUAGCUCCUUCCCAGGCCGAGACGCGUCAUCGCUCCCAGGGGCCCCUCCCCGCCGCGCCCGGAGCCGCCACAGCAGCCUCGCCUCCUCCCGGCCCCUCCCCAGGAACGAAGGACAGACAGCAGUACAGAAACUGGCCCUUAAACCCAAGCUAUCCCGCAGUAGCGUGAAGACCCGCCCUGGCUAGCGGCCGCGUCCACAUUAGCAGCCUUCCAUCCUGUCUGAUCCACCCACGCCAUGGAAACUUCUAGAGCACAAUUAUUUUAACAGUACUUGUUCAUAGAUGGGCUUGCUCCUUUCUGUAAUUAGGAGAUCCGGCAUGUCAGGGGCCGUACUAAGUGUUACUGUAGCUACACUAAUGCUUAACCUUCUGGAAUUAAUCCGUAUUUUUCUAUGGUUUUUACCUGACACUGUCUCCGGUCAUGGGCUUCCUCUCUUUGUGUCUUUCUUUCCUUCUUUUCUUUCUCGGCUUUGUUUUGCUUUCUGUUCUUCGGUCCAUGUGUAAGGCUCGUUUGGAUACAGAAACAGAUCAGAAGCAACUAACUGCCCUCUCCUCGAGAUUGUCUUGAGACUCUGUGCAGAAAUUUCCAAAAAAAACACAAACUGGGGAAUCAACAUCCAGUACUAUUCACUAAAAAAAAAAAAAAAAAUCCUAAAUAAAACUUCUUUCCCACAAAGCCGCAUUAGGAUUUGGCUUAGACUCACACUAUGUACGUACGCCUGAAGCCCGUCCCCUUCUCCCUUGAUACCUUGUAAGAGUUUCUCACGUGGCAUUCGGUCAAAAAGCCGUGACAAGACGAAGGGUUGACUCCCUCCCCAGGUCUGUGGGCGUGCUCGGGGGACCGUCGAGGGCAGCGUGGGUGCGAGCGGUGGCCUCCCGCCCGGGGACGGCUCGGCGCCCCACCACCGUGUGCCAGCCGCCUGUCCAUGGGACGCCCCCUCCGACGGGAUGCACGGCCGGUGCUCCCGGUGCAUAUUUCGUCCUGUUGUAUAUGAAGACGGGAAUGGGGACCGCCCCUCCAGCAGCUCGCGUCGCCUGCAUGCCGCCGCCCUGUGGCUGACCGCGCUCCCCACAAGUGCUAGUUUGAGACGUACCGACCACUUCUGUUUCCUUUGGAGCUCGUUGACCACCUGAAUGUCAGUACUGGUCUCUCCCGCUUCCGGUCUGCCAGGGGGGUGGUCCUUGACCUCCCGUCGGCGGAGAAGGCUCGUCCGUGUUGCUUUGGUGUUUGAGGGUUUUGGGUCUCGUCUCCGUGAGUUUUGAGUGUCAGUUGCAAUGAGGGCGAUGGGAAGGUCUCCGUCACAGGAUUUUUUCAGGUGAGACGUCGCCAUCAGGGAAAAGGACCGACGCGUGAGCAGCCGGACGGCUCUGGACGCUACGUGACCGUGACUUCGCGAUUUUCAGUGGGCUUGACCGAAAGCCAACUCGGUCCGACAGGGGAAGCCAGCUGUGGCCGCGAGAUCUGGCAGGAGGGACGUGAGCAUGUGGCAUACUAGCGUUUGUUCAUCCAUGGAAUAAAACAUUAUUUUACCA